Molecule: messenger RNA, 894 nt
Organism: Drosophila yakuba
Lineage: Eukaryota; Metazoa; Arthropoda; Insecta; Diptera; Drosophilidae
Gene: Ssk
Product: protein snakeskin
Exons: 4
Coding region: 184-672 (162 amino acids)
Biological process (GO): septate junction assembly
Source: RefSeq, a predicted model, not a curated record
GCAAAAGCUACAAAUUCUUGGCGACACUACGAACUGCGGGCGACAGGUUGCGUUUCAGUGAUAUUUUUCAGUUUAGUCGACGAACGGCAACGAUACGAACACGAAUCAUUUCGCUGUAGUUUCCGCGUGAAAAUUACAGAAAAGAUUCUAAACGAAAGGAAAACUCAGCAUAUCUAGUGCAAAAUGGUAUCCGUGGAGACUGUAGGCUCUAUUUUCAUCAAGGCCCUGAAGCUGAUCAUCAACCUGGUGAUCAUCUUCUUGUACCGUUGGGGCGAUGGUGGCGAGUUCCUGGGCAUUGGCGGCACUUGGAACUUGAACGAGGAGAAGAGCGCCGACGCGGAGAUCGUAGCCUCUGGCGUUAUGGUUGGAUUUUUUAUAUACACUGGAUGCCACACCAUUGCCUUUGCCUUCGGCACCACCAAACAUAAGGGAGAACUGUGUGACACCAUCAUGAACGUGGUUGGCUGCAUCAUGUGGAUUGCUGUGGGCGGAGUGGCACUCCAUUACUGGAAGGGUUACAUGUCCGACGAGGGAUUCCUGUAUGUGAACUCGGAGCGCCAAGUCGGCAUCGCCAUGGGCUCGCUGUGCGUCAUCGAGGGCGCACUGUACCUGCUGGAUACCGUGUUGGCUUGCAUACACUAUUCGAAGGGCGACACCGACUACACGCAGUAGAAACUGAAUAGUGGGGAUAACAAUCGCAAUCGUCGAAUGAACACCAUCCACAUUUGUCUUUAUACAUAGUUCGAUUUAAGUGCAAAUUAGUUUUUAUCCGCAAUCAAUUAUAUACGUUCGUAAGGGUCAAUUGUCGCUGUACUAUACUAACUAAACUAACUGUUUAAAAUUUCCAUUCCCGAUUAACUUCCUUAAAUUGGCAAAUACAAAUAGUUAAGACCA